Messenger RNA from Dujonia railenensis, 2043 nucleotides. Lineage: Eukaryota; Fungi; Ascomycota; Pichiomycetes; Serinales; Debaryomycetaceae. The record is from the annotation of a GenBank genome assembly.
AUGUCAUACUAUUUGUCGCCAGAAUCCAGAAGGUGUCGUCGUUGUAAGAGAAAGAGACUCGACGAUGAACCUCCUGAAGUACGCCAGUACAAGACCUGUGCCAAGUGUAGAAUUAUUGAAAGACAGAAGAAGAAGCUGAAAAAGCCAUUGGCUGAGGAAACCAUGGUUUAUGGUAUGAGACAGUUACAAGAACAACAACCUGGAAGCUGGAAUGAAGAUUUUUUCAGCCGUGACGAUGCUUUCGAGGAAAGUAGACCUAAGACUAGAUCAUUGAGAGAACCUCAAUCUCACUCUUCUUUGGUAGCUACCGCUGCAGCUGCAGUUUCUGCAAGCAAUGGGGCCGCUGGAGAUAUUUAUCUGAUGUACGGGUAUGAGGUUGAUCCUAGUUACCACUAUGAACAGCAACAACACCAACAGCACCAGCACGUUCAGCAGCAACAACAACAGUACCAACAGCAGCAGCAUGUUUACAAUCCACCGCAAUCCAGUAUCGACUACUCCACGCCAGUGCCCUCAACUCCAGACUUAGCCUCCAAUAACAAUAUCAGUAAUAGCAGUAAUGUCAAUAAUAGCAACAAUGGCAGUAGUAGUGUCAGCAGAAGUUUGGGCAAUGGCAACGCCAAUAACAAUAACAAUAGUGGUACCAAUAAUGCCAACUAUAUUGCUUCAAAAUGUGACGUUUGUGACGCCAACACCACCUCGUCGCUCUGUUCAGACUGCUUUACUGACCCGUACCGAAUUUCUCAUGUUUACUCUGACUUUACGAAAUUUCUCCAGGAAAUCUCGCCAGAAAAGAAUCUUGAGACUAAUUCUCUUACAUUUAUCAAGGAAGUUGUUGCUGCUACAGACUUUAAUGAAAACUUGGACACGAAUAACACUAACCCUGCCAACGAAAGACAGUACAGAGACCUUGUUUUGAACAGCAUCAAGCAGAUAUAUCUCAAUCCAGUGAUGGCAGCCACCGGAUUUAAGUUUAAUAGAGUUUCAUCAAACCUUGCUUCAUCUAGCUCCAACUCCACGUCAAUUGAUCCGAUAACAGGCAAGUACACUCACAAGGGUAGUACUCCAAUCAAAGCGAUCUAUAAAUGCAAGAUGGGAGACGAAGUAAGUGGGAUCAUCCCCAAUGUUGAAUUGAUUUUAACCUACAAUUUAACAUCGAAUGUUAUUGUGAUUAAGUUGGUUAGAGACGUUGCGGAAAUGAAAAUGAUUGCUGAAGUGAAAUUGAAGAAGAAGGAGGAGAAUGAAAGAAGAUUGGAGCAGUUAGCACAAUUAGGACAGCCCGGAACUACACUGGUUGAUCGAGAAGUCAUUUCUGAGCUGAAGUACCCACUUAAAUUUGUCAAUUUGUGUGAUCGAAUUCUUAAGACUCUUAUUUUAGAGAACAGACAACCACAACUUCAAUUAGGAUAUAAUCAUUUCAGCGGGGGGUUGAUAUUCGAUGUAUUGAAGCAGAGGAAGGACGAAUAUCCAGAGGAUCUCCAGUUAUUGAUUGGAUCGUUUAAAGAACCGAACGAGUUUGUGAAUGAGUUUCUUAAGUUUGAGAACAUAGUAGGAAAUAAGGUUGUGAUUGAGGGAGGUCUCAGGCAGGCAGACCAAGUGAAGGACGAGGUCAGUGAAACUGUGGCCCCUCAAGUAGAAGGUGGAUCCGCGGCCGCUUUCAGGACAGUAGGAGAAGAAGGAGCUCACGUAGAAGGAGAAGUUGAAGGUGAAAGAAAAGAUGACAAGCUGGAGAUCGAAUCCAAUGAACAGGUACCAGUCGUCGAGGGAAACCAGGAUGGAGAAUCUGAACUAGCAAAAGAUGAAGAAAGUGCAGAAGGUACCAAAGAAGUGAACGAUAUUGAGACUGUACCUGUGCCUGCACCUGCACCUGCAACAGAAUCUGUAUCUGCGCCUGGGAACGAAUACGAGCCCCAAGGAGAGGAAGAGGAAGCUGAAGUACAAGCGAAAGAUGUGAAAAUCGAUACCGCUGACGCUCCAGGCAACGUAUCAAAGCCACUAGGAGACACGCCAACUGUUAACGUUGAUCCGGUGUUUGGGCAGUAG